AUGUGGACCAAGUCUGCGCACCUUUGUCCGUUUCCUUCACGGAACCGCGUGAGCUCUGUGAUUGUCUCCGUCGUAGCUACCGUCGCUUCUGCUCAGGUCGAAGCUCCAGCUCCAAGUCCUACUUCCGGAUCCGGUGCUUUCUCGCCGUCGUUCGUGUCAGCUGGAGUUGCAGCUGUUGCGGCUCUUGUGUUCGGUUCUGCUCUUAGGAUCUAA
Messenger RNA from Eruca vesicaria subsp. sativa (arugula), 213 nucleotides. Lineage: Eukaryota; Viridiplantae; Streptophyta; Magnoliopsida; Brassicales; Brassicaceae. The record is from the annotation of a GenBank genome assembly.